This is a messenger RNA of Anthonomus grandis grandis, 605 nucleotides long. It is a transcript of the gene RpL24, whose product is annotated as 60S ribosomal protein L24. The coding region runs from base 86 to 553 and encodes 155 amino acids. The record is from RefSeq and is a predicted model, not a curated record. Gene Ontology annotation, molecular function: mRNA binding; structural constituent of ribosome. Lineage: Eukaryota; Metazoa; Arthropoda; Insecta; Coleoptera; Curculionidae. The transcript has 4 exons. Gene Ontology annotation, cellular component: cytosolic large ribosomal subunit. Gene Ontology annotation, biological process: cytoplasmic translation.
GUCACUUGUCACUUUUGACAGCGAUUUGUUUUGAUUGGUUGUAUAUGCGCAGGCCCAUUCCUUCUGUUUUUAGGUUGUUGUCAAGAUGAAGAUCGGACUUUGCGCCUACAGCGGGUACAAAAUCUACCCCGGCCACGGUAAAACCCUGGUCAAAGUUGAUGGAAAAACAUUUACAUUCUUAAACUCGAAAUGUGAAAGGGCUCAUUUGAUGAGGAGGAAUCCUCGUAAGGUCACCUGGACGGUGCUCUACAGGCGUAAGCACAAGAAGGGACAAGAGGAGGAAGCCACCAAAAAACGUACCCGCAGGACCCAAAAAUUCCAAAGGGCCAUCGUAGGUGCUUCUUUAAAUGACAUUCUGGCUAAGAGAAAUCAAAGGCCUGAAGUGAGGGAAGCCCAGAGAGAACAAGCCAUUCGUGCGGCUAAGGAAGCCAAGAAAUCAACUAAACCAAUCACGAAAAAAGCUGCGGCCCCUGCUAAGGCGAAACCUGCGCCCAAACAAAAAGUAGCCAAGGUGAUCCAAAAGGCUGCCCCCAGGGUCGGAGGAAAACGAUAAGUUGACCUUAUUGUUAUUUUUUAUUUAAUAAAAGGAUAAGUUUUUAAGUCAA